CACUCUUUUUUCCAAAGCAGGAUGGAAGUAAUUGCUCAGAUAGUCUUACAAAACUUGAGCUCUUUUGCUCAAGAGGAGUUUGGAAUCAUUUGGAAUCUCAAAGAUGACGUACAGCAAAUGAAGAGCACAGUAUCUGCAAUAAAAGCUGUACUCCUGGAUGCAGAGGCAAAGACCAACAACCUUCAAAUCAGUAAUUGGUUGGAGGAGCUGAAAGAUGUGCUUUACGAUGCAGAUGACUUGCUCAAUGAUAUUUCCUCUGAAGCGAUGAAAAGAAAAGUGAUAGGUUCUAGCACAGUCUUGAGAAAGAUACAGAUUUUCUUCUCCCAAGAAAACCAAAUUGCCUAUAGUUUUAAAUUAGGUCAUCAAAUGAAAGCAAUCCAGAAGAGGCUAGAUGCAAUUGCUAAAAACAAGAUUACUUUGCAAUUGACAGACCGUCCUUUGGAGACUCCAAUUGCAUAUAGGGAGCAGAGACAAACUUACUCUUUUGUGAGAGAAGAUGAUGUCAUUGGGAGAGAGGAGGAAAAGAAACUUCUUAAAAGUUAUUUGCUAGACACCAAAGUGAGUGUGAUAGACAAUGUGUCUGUACUUGCCAUAGUUGGGUUUGGAGGACUAGGUAAGACUGCCCUUGCUCAACUUGUUUUUAACGACAAUGCUGUCCAGUGCUAUUUUGAGCAAAAAAUGUGGGUGUGUGUCUCAGAUGAAUUUGACAUGAGGAAAAUAGCUGAAAAGAUGAUUGGGAAUGAUAAGAAUAGUGAGAUUGAGCAGCUGCAGCAAGAUCUCAGAAACAAAGUUCGUGGAAAAAAGUUUUUGCUUGUGCUGGAUGACGUGUGGAAUGAGGAUAGGGAACUGUGGCUUAAAUUGAAGAGCUUAGUUGUGGAAGGAGGUAAGGGGAGUGCCAUAAUUGUAACAACACGUAGUAGGACCGUGGCGAAAAUAAUGGCCACACAUCCACCCCUUUUCUUGAAAGGUCUUGAUUUAGAAAGAUCUUGGAAGCUAUUCUCUCGAGUGGCUUUUGAUGAGGGGAAAGAACCAAAUGAUUUGGAGUUGUUAGCCAUGGGAAGGGAUAUUGUUCAAAAAUGUGCUGGGGUUCCCCUGGCCAUAAGAACUAUUGGCAGCCUCUUGUACUCUCGAAACUUGGGCCGGAGUGAUUGGCUAUAUUUUAGUGAAGUUGAGUUUUCAAAGAUAGAUCAACACAAGGACAAAAUCUUUGCAAUCCUUAAACUGAGUUAUGAUCAUCUUCCUUCAUUUUUGAAAAAGUGUUUUGCGUAUUGUUCAUUGUUUCCAAAAGAUUUUGAGUUUGACAAGAAAACACUCAUUCAGUUAUGGGUGGCUGAGGGGUUCAUUCAAUCAUCACGUGACAAUAGAUGUGAAGAAGAUGUUGGUCAUGAGUACUUCAUGAAUUUGCUGUCAAUGUCACUUUUCCAAGAUGUGACUUUAGAUGAUUUUGGUGACAUUCUUACUUGUAAAAUGCAUGACCUGGUACAUGAUCUCGCACAACUAGUGGUUGGAAAAGAAUACGCCUUUGUUGAAGGAAAAAAAGAGGACAUUCGAAACAGAACACGUUAUUUGUCUUCUUGUACUUCAUUACAUUUUUUAGAGAAAACAUCAUCAUUUUCCAACAAGUUAAGGACAUUUAUUUUUAUUGGAGAGCCACUUUAUGGAAGUCAAAAUUUCGGUCCUCCGCCAAGUCUUCAUUUUCCUUUUCUCUUAAGCAUGAAGUGCCUACGGGUGUUAACACUCUCUGGGUUGCAUUUGAUAACAAUUCCAAAUAGUAUUCGAGAGUUGAAGCAAUUGAGAUAUCUUGAUCUUUCAAUGAAUAAGUUUCUGGUAAGUCUUCCACUAGAUGUUACUAGCCUACAUAACUUGCAGACUUUAAAACUUUCUCGAUGUGGCGAACUUAAAGAAUUACCCUCAGAUAUCAGCAGAAGUCUUAGGCAUCUUGAAUUGAAUGAUUGUGGGAAAUUGACAUGUAUGCCAUGUGGGUUGGGACAAUUGACCAAUCUUCAAACACUGACACAUUUUUUAUUGGACUCUAAAAGUAAAAACGUUGAUAUAAGUGAAUUGAGUGGGCUAAACAACCUUAGAGGGAAAUUAGUAAUUAAAUGGUUGGAUUCUCUGCGAGAAAAUGCUGCAGUGGUUGAGUCUGCAAACAUAUUACUGGAGAAGCAACAUCUUCAAGAAUUGGAAUUACGGUGGCGGCUCGGUGUGAAUUCAUUGUGGAGGGAUCCUAUUGAGGAGAGGCUAAAGAUGGAAAAUGAAAAGAUCUAUAUAGAUGAGCCAUUGCUGAAGAAAGAUGAAAAGAUAAUGCAAGGCCUGCAGCCACAUCAUUCAAUAAAAAGACUAGUAAUAGAUGGAUAUUGUGGCAAAAGUUUACCAGACUGGAUAGGGAAUCUGUCAUCACUCUUGAGUCUUGAAAUCAGUAAUUGCAAUGGUUUGAAAUCACUGCCUGAUGGAAUUCGGGACCUUGUGUCUUUACAACGACUCUGCAUAUAUAAUUGCUCACUGCUAGAAAAAAGAUGUGCUAGAGGAAAUGGUGUAGAAUGGUCGAAAAUCGCUCAUAUCCCAAAAGUUCUUGUCUCUGCCUUUACACCAACUGAUCUCAGGUAUAUUAAUUGAGUCAAGGACUUGAUGGUGGUUCACUAAUCCAAUUUCCAUGUAUAUUCUUAACUGCAUGUUCUCUGGCCUCCCUACUCUAUUCAUUUAGAUUCCCACAAAGCUUAAAAAUCCACCCCGAUCAUUUGACUUAUUUUGCACUUACCAUCAUUCAAUGUCCAUUCUUCACUUUCUUAGUCUGCAUGACUUAUUUUGUGAUGAAUGGGGAAGAAGGCAGCAACCACUUGUUUGUGCCAAUCACUAUUUUCUAGAUAUGGCUCCAUGGUUCAUACUGCCUUGUCCAAGUUUCUCUGAACGUGUCUAAUUUUUUCUCAAGAAGUUCUGAAUCUGUGAUGAUAUUCUAGUU
Molecule: messenger RNA, 2959 nt
Organism: Vigna unguiculata (cowpea)
Lineage: Eukaryota; Viridiplantae; Streptophyta; Magnoliopsida; Fabales; Fabaceae
Product: putative disease resistance protein RGA4
Molecular function (GO): ADP binding
Source: RefSeq, a predicted model, not a curated record